AUGAGCUUUACCCUCCACUCAGUUUUCUUCACCUUGAAGGUGAGCAUCUUUCUGGGCUCCCUGGUGGGGCUUUGCCUGGGUCUGGAGUUCAUGGGUCUCCCUAACCAGUGGGCCCGCUACCUGCGCUGGGAUGCAAGCACACGCAGUGACCUGAGCUUCCAGUUCAAGACCAAUGUUUCCACGGGGCUGCUCCUGUAUUUGGAUGAUGGUGGUGUCUGUGACUUCCUCUGCCUCUCCCUGGUGGAUGGCCGCGUUCAGCUCCGCUUUAGCAUGGACUGCACCGAGACCACUGUGUUGUCCAACAAGCAGGUGAACGACAGCAGUUGGCACUUCCUCAUGGUGAGCCGUGACCGUGUGCGCACUGGGCUGGUAAUCGAUGGCGAGGGUCAGUCUGGCGAGCUAUGGUCCCAGCGGCCCUACAUGGAAGUGGUCAGUGAUUUAUUCCUCGGUGGCGUUCCCGCUGACAUUCGACCUUCUACCCUGACUCUCGAUGGAGUACAGAGCAUGCCUGGCUUUAAGGGAUUAAUGCUGGAUCUCAAGUAUGGCAACUCGGAACCUCGGCUCCUGGGGAGCCAGAGCAUCCGGUUAGAAGCAGAGGGACCCUGUGGCGAGCGUCCCUGUGAAAAUGGUGGGAUCUGCUUCCUCUUGGAUGGUCAUCCCACCUGUGACUGUUCUACCACUGGCUAUGGUGGCACACUCUGCUCAGAAGAUGUCAGUCAAGGUCCAGGCCUCUCCCAUCUUAUGAUGAGUGAACAAGCUCGAGAGGAAAACGUGGCCACCUUCCGAGGCUCAGAGUAUCUGUGCUAUGACCUGUCCCAGAACCCCAUCCAGAGCAGCAGCGAUGAAAUCACUCUUUCCUUUAAGACCUGGCAACGCAAUGGGCUCAUCCUCCACACGGGCAAGUCGGCCGACUAUGUUAACCUAGCUCUGAAGGAUGGUGCGGUCUCCUUGGUCAUUAACCUGGGGUCCGGGGCCUUUGAGGCCAUUGUGGAGCCAGUGAAUGGGAAAUUCAACGACAACGCCUGGCAUGAUGUCAAAGUGACACGCAAUCUUCGGCAGGUGACAAUCUCUGUGGAUGGCAUCCUAACCACAACAGGCUACACUCAAGAGGACUACACCAUGCUGGGCUCAGAUGACUUCUUCUAUGUUGGUGGAAGCCCAAGUACAGCGGACUUGCCAGGCUCACCUGUGAGCAACAACUUCAUGGGCUGCCUUAAAGAGGUUGUUUAUAAGAAUAAUGACAUCCGUCUGGAGCUGUCUCGCUUGGCCCGGAUUGGGGACACCAAGAUGAAAAUCUAUGGUGAAGUUGUGUUCAAGUGUGAGAAUGUGGCCACACUGGACCCCAUCAACUUUGAGACCCCAGAGGCUUACAUCAGCUUACCCAAGUGGAACACCAAACGUAUGGGCUCCAUUUCCUUCGACUUUCGCACCACUGAGCCCAAUGGCCUGAUCCUCUUCACUCAUGGGAAGCCCCAAGAAAGGAAAGAUGUCCGGAGCCAAAAGAACACAAAAGUUGACUUCUUUGCUGUGGAACUUCUUGAUGGCAAUCUGUAUUUGCUGCUUGACAUGGGCUCUGGCACCAUCAAAGUGAAGGCCACUCAGAAGAAAGCCAAUGAUGGGGAAUGGUACCACGUGGACAUUCAGCGUGAUGGCAGAUCAGGUACCAUAUCUGUGAACAGCAGGCGCACGCCAUUUACCGCCAGUGGGGAGAGUGAAAUCUUAGACCUGGAGGGGGACAUGUAUCUGGGCGGGCUGCCAGAGAAUCGAGCUGGCCUCAUUCUCCCUACGGAGCUCUGGACCGCUAUGCUCAACUACGGUUAUGUGGGCUGCAUCCGCGACCUGUUUAUCGAUGGGCGCAGCAAGAACAUCCGGCAGCUGGCCGAGAUGCAGAAUGCAGCAGGCGUCAAGUCCUCCUGUUCACGCAUGAGCGCCAAGCAGUGUGACAGCUACCCCUGCAAGAACAAUGCAGUAUGCAAGGAUGGCUGGAACCGCUUCAUCUGUGACUGCACUGGCACUGGCUACUGGGGGAGAACCUGUGAAAGAGACUGUAUCAGGAUAAACUGUAACUCCAGCAAAGGACCUGAGACCCUGUAUGCAGGGCAGAAGCUCAAUGACAAUGAGUGGCACACUGUCCGGGUAGUGCGGAGAGGAAAAAGCCUUAAGCUAACAGUGGAUGAUGAUGUGGCUGAGGGUACAAUGGUGGGUGACCACACCCGCUUGGAGUUCCACAAUAUUGAAACCGGUAUCAUGACUGAGAAGCGUUACAUCUCUGUGGUCCCCUCCAGUUUCAUUGGCCACCUACAGAGCCUCAUGUUCAAUGGCUUGCUGUACAUUGAUUUGUGCAAAAAUGGCGACAUCGACUACUGUGAACUGAAGGCUCGCUUUGGACUGAGAAACAUCAUUGCUGACCCUGUCACUUUUAAAACCAAAAGCAGCUACCUGACCCUUGCCACCCUACAGGCCUACACCUCCAUGCACCUCUUCUUCCAGUUCAAGACCACUUCAGCUGAUGGCUUCAUUCUCUUCAAUAGUGGUGAUGGCAAUGAUUUUAUUGCAGUUGAGCUGGUCAAGGGGUACAUACACUAUGUGUUUGACCUUGGCAAUGGUCCCAAUGUGAUUAAAGGCAACAGUGACCGCCCCUUGAAUGACAACCAGUGGCACAAUGUUGUCAUCACCCGGGACAACAGUAAUACCCACAGCCUGAAGGUGGACACCAAGGUAGUCACUCAGGUCAUCAAUGGUGCCAAAAAUCUGGAUUUGAAAGGUGACCUCUAUAUGGCUGGCUUAGCCCAGGGCAUGUAUAGCAACCUUCCAAAGCUUGUGGCCUCCCGGGAUGGAUUUCAAGGCUGCCUGGCCUCUGUGGACUUGAACGGGCGCCUGCCUGAUCUCAUCAACGAUGCUCUCCACAGGAGUGGACAGAUCGAGCGAGGCUGUGAAGGACCCAGUACAACCUGUCAGGAGGAUUCAUGUGCCAACCAGGGGGUUUGCAUGCAGCAGUGGGAAGGUUUCACCUGUGACUGCUCCAUGACAUCAUAUUCUGGAAACCAGUGCAAUGAUCCUGGUGCCACGUAUAUCUUUGGGAAAAGUGGUGGUCUCAUCCUGUACACCUGGCCAGCAAAUGACAGACCAAGCACACGCUCUGACCGCCUGGCCGUGGGAUUCAGCACCACUGUGAAGGAUGGUAUCUUAGUCCGCAUUGACAGUGCUCCUGGACUUGGCGACUUCCUCCAGCUUCACAUAGAACAAGGGAAAAUAGGAGUUGUCUUCAAUAUUGGCACAGUUGACAUCUCCAUCAAAGAAGAGAGAACCCCUGUCAACGAUGGCAAAUACCAUGUGGUGCGCUUCACCAGGAAUGGGGGCAAUGCCACACUUCAGGUGGACAACUGGCCAGUGAAUGAGCAUUAUCCUACAGGCAACACUGAUAAUGAACGCCUCCAAAUGGUAAAACAGAAAAUCCCCUUCAAAUAUAACCGGCCUGUAGAGGAGUGGCUGCAGGAAAAAGGCCGGCAGCUAACCAUCUUCAACACCCAGGCGCAAAUAGCCAUCGGAGGAAAGGACAAAGGACGUCUCUUCCAAGGCCAACUCUCUGGGCUCUAUUAUGAUGGUUUGAAAGUACUGAACAUGGCAGCUGAGAACAACCCUAAUAUUAAAAUCAAUGGAAGUGUCCGGCUAGUGGGAGAAGUCCCAUCAGUCUCGGGAACGACACAGACAACCUCCAUGCCACCUGAAAUGUCUACCACUGUCAUGGAAACCACCACCACCAUGGCUACAACCACCACCCGAAAGAACCGCUCUACAGCCAGCAUUCAGCCAACAUCAGAUGAUCUUGUUUCAUCUGCUGAAUGUUCAAGUGAUGAUGAAGACUUUGUCGAAUGUGAACCAAGUACAGAUAAGAGUCUUUCCACUUCAAUCUUCGAAGGUGGCUACAAAGCACAUGCGCCCAAGUGGGAAUCCAAUGACUUUAGACCUAACAAAGUCUCGGAAACUAGUAGAACUACAACCACCUCUUUGUCCCCUGAGCUGAUCCGCUUCACAGCGUCCUCCUCGUCUGGGAUGGUGCCCAAAUUGCCAGCUGGCAAAAUGAAUAACCGUGAUCUCAAACCCCAGCCUGAUAUAGUCUUGCUUCCGUUGCCCACUGCCUAUGAGCUAGACAGCACCAAACUGAAGAGCCCACUAAUUACUUCCCCCAUGUUCCGUAAUGUGCCCACAGCAAACCCCACGGAGCCAGGAAUCAGACGGGUUCCGGGGGCCUCAGAGGUGAUCCGGGAGUCCAGCAGUACAACAGGGAUGGUCGUCGGCAUUGUGGCUGCUGCCGCCCUCUGCAUCUUGAUCCUCCUGUAUGCCAUGUACAAGUACAGGAACAGGGACGAGGGGUCCUAUCAAGUGGAUGAGACGAGGAACUACAUCAGCAACUCGGCCCAGAGCAACGGCACGCUCAUGAAGGAGAAGCAAGCCAGCUCCAAGAGCGGCCAUAAGAAACAGAAAAACAAGGACAAGGAGUAUUAUGUGUAA
This is a messenger RNA of Grammomys surdaster, 4512 nucleotides long. It is a transcript of the gene Nrxn3, whose product is annotated as neurexin 3. The coding region runs from base 1 to 4512 and encodes 1503 amino acids. The record is from RefSeq and is a predicted model, not a curated record. The transcript has 19 exons. NCBI's taxonomy places the organism in Eukaryota, Metazoa, Chordata, Mammalia, Rodentia, Muridae.